Scleropages formosus (Asian bonytongue) is the source of this 5899-nucleotide messenger RNA. Its product is annotated as collagen alpha-2(V) chain-like. The transcript is spliced from 54 exons. The record is from RefSeq and is a predicted model, not a curated record. NCBI's taxonomy places the organism in Eukaryota, Metazoa, Chordata, Actinopteri, Osteoglossiformes, Osteoglossidae. The coding region runs from base 136 to 4617 and encodes 1493 amino acids. Gene Ontology annotation, molecular function: protein binding; extracellular matrix structural constituent conferring tensile strength. Gene Ontology annotation, biological process: extracellular matrix organization.
CACAAAAAGUCUGGGCUGGGUCUGCUUGCUGCUUACAGGGAACGGAUAACCUAUCGACUUCAUGGUGCACUGAAAAACUUCUCAUUCUUUUUAACCCCCUAUUCUGCACAAAAGGACAAUUCAUGUCUUACAGACAUGAAGACCUCUGUGCAUUACAGGAGUUUUCUAUUUUUUCUUGUUUCUGUGGCUCAGGUUUCAUUCAUAAGAUGCCAGGGUCAAAUCAUAGGAGAUGACCUGAGCUGUUCCGAGGAUGGACUAACCUACAGUAAUAGAGACAUAUGGAAGCCGGAGCCGUGUCGAAUCUGUGUGUGUGACAGUGGUGCUAUCCUCUGUGAUGAAAUCAUGUGUGAUGAGGUGACAUACUGCGAGAAGAUGACUAUCCCUGAGGGGGAAUGCUGCCCCAUCUGUCAAGAUGACCAGGUGCCAGCCCUAGUGAGCAAGGGCCAGAAAGGGGAACCUGGGGAUGUUCCAUUUGUUACGGGUAUUACAGGGCGGCCAGGGCCAAUGGGGCCUCCGGGUGCACCAGGUGGUAGAGGAGAACGUGGAAACCAAGGAAAACCAGGUCCAAGAGGCCCUCCUGGGUACGAUGGAGAGCCAGGUGUCCCAGGACAACCAGGGGAACCAGGCCCGCCUGGACACCCUACGCACCCUGAAGGGCAACUAGCUUCACACAUGGAGGUCGGAUUUGAUGAGAAAUCAAGAGCCUUGGGCAACAUUGGAAUGGUGCCAGGAGCACGGGGAGAAGCAGGAGCAAGAGGCCCUCCAGGGCCAACUGGUCAACCAGGACCAUCGGGAAUGCAAGGGCCCCCUGGUGAGGCUGGUGAUCCAGGACAAAUGGGGUCUGCUGGUCCAAGAGGGCCUGAGGGUCCUCAAGGCAAACCAGGGGAAGAUGGAGAAUCUGGAAAGGCAGGAAAUGCAGGAGAACUGGGAUUCCCCGGAUCGCCGGGAGCAAGAGGAUUUCCAGGUAUGCCAGGUCCACCAGGUUUAAAAGGCCAUAAGGGUCACCAAGGACCAAUUGGCCUAAAAGGUGAACAUGGAGGUGUUGGAUCAAAGGGUGCACCAGGCCCUACUGGACCCCUGGGUGCACCUGGUGGUCAGGGACCAAGAGGAAUGCCAGGGGAGAGAGGCAGAAUAGGCCCAGGUGGAACACCGGGAAGGCAUGGUCCACCUGGAAACAUCGGGAAGCCGGGUCCACUGGGCCCUUUGGGUUUAAGUGGUCCCCCAGGAUUUCCAGGAGCCCCAGGCAGCAAGGGUGAGCCUGGACCCACAGGAGUCCGGGGACCUGAGGGCCCUCAAGGCCAAAGGGGAGAGACAGGACAUCAAGGCAGACCCGGUCCAACUGGCGUUCGAGGUCCAGUUGGGACAGAUGCAGGCCCUGGAACCAAGGGUCCUGUUGGUACAGUGGGUCCUCAGGGUCCUGCUGGCCUACUUGGUCCACCUGGCCCACCGGGACCUCAGGGAAGCACUGGGCAGCCUGGGAUCAAAGGUCAACUGGGUGAUGUCGGAUCCCCUGGUUUCAAAGGAGAAGCUGGUCCUAAAGGUGAACCAGGUCCACCUGGGGCUCAAGGGCCAAUCGGACCCCAAGGAGAAGAAGGGAAGAGGGGGGCACGUGGAGAUACUGGUUCUCUGGGCCCUCUGGGUUCUGUUGGUGAAAGAGGUGCUCCCGGGAACAGAGGAUUCCCUGGUGCAGAUGGAUUACCAGGUUCUAAGGGUGCGCAAGGUGAUCGUGGAAUUCCCGGAACAUCUGGACCUAAAGGUGCCACAGGUGACCCUGGACGCACUGGCGAACCAGGUCUCCCUGGUGCAAGGGGUCUGACCGGCAAUCCAGGCAUCCAGGGUGCAGAGGGAAAGCCAGGACCACUGGGAGAACCAGGGGAGGAUGGACGACCAGGACCUGGAGGAUCACUUGGGACCAGAGGCCCACCUGGACCAAUGGGUUUACCUGGACCAAAGGGUUUUAAUGGAGAUGCAGGCAAGGCAGGAGAGCAAGGAUCUCCAGGACCUCAAGGGCAAAGAGGUGCUCCUGGGAAAGAUGGAGAAGAAGGCCCCGCAGGGUCAGCUGGGCCACCAGGCCCUGCUGGUGAAAGAGGAGAACAAGGACCACCUGGUGUUAAUGGUUUCCAGGGUUUGCCAGGGCCUCCUGGCCCACCUGGAGAGCCAGGAAAACCAGGAGAUCAGGGUAUUCCUGGAGAAGGCGGAGCUGUUGGUCAGAUAGGUCCCAGGGGAGAGCGAGGUACCCCAGGUGAGAGGGGAGAACUUGGCUCUCUUGGUCUGCCAGGGGCCAAGGGUAUUCCAGGAGCACCUGGACCAGAUGGGCCAAAGGGUAGCCCUGGGCCAACUGGUAUUCUUGGUGACCCUGGACCCCCAGGUCUCCAAGGCAUGCCAGGUGAGAGGGGUAUUUCUGGUCCUCCUGGCCCUAAAGGUGAAAGGGGUUCUGGUGGCGAGAAAGGAGCAGAAGGUACUGCUGGAAAUGAUGGUGCAAGAGGUCUUCCUGGUCCAGUUGGACCACCAGGACCACAUGGACCUAGUGGAGAGAAGGGAGAAGCUGGCCCCCAAGGCCCACCUGGACCUCAUGGAGCGAGAGCAGGUCCGGGGUCACGUGGAGAACCUGGUCCUACUGGUCCUGUUGGAUUUGCUGGGCCUCCUGGUCCUGACGGUCAACCUGGUGUCAAAGGUGAAACAGGAGAACCUGGUCAGAAGGGUGAUGCUGGGUCUCCAGGUCCCCAGGGGUUGGCUGGUGCUCAAGGGCCUCCAGGGCCCACCGGUGUUGCUGGCCUAAAGGGGGGUAGAGGAACACAAGGAGCACCGGGUCCAACUGGUUUUCCUGGAUCACCAGGAAGAGUUGGCCCUCCUGGUCCAGUUGGUCCACUUGGACAACCAGGACCCAUAGGUCUUCCUGGGAAGGAGGGUCCACGGGGUCUUCGUGGUGACCAUGGACCCCCUGGACGUCAAGGAGAGCGAGGUGCAGCUGGUCCACCAGGUAGCCCAGGAGACAAAGGAGAUGGAGGAGAAGAUGGACCCACAGGCCCUGAUGGUCCACCAGGUCCAGCUGGAACUACGGGCCAAAGAGGAAUUGUUGGACUUCCUGGACAGAGGGGAGAAAGGGGGAUGGCAGGUCUUCCAGGUCCUCCUGGUCCUCCAGGAAAAACAGGGGCCCCUGGAACUCAGGGAGACAAAGGACCCCCAGGUCCACUUGGUUUACCAGGUGCAAAUGGACCCCGAGGUGACCCUGGUCCAGAUGGAUCUGCAGGAGGUGAUGGCCCACCAGGCAAGGAGGGAGUCAUAGGAGCCAGGGGAGACAGAGGGGAUCCAGGCCCAGAGGGACUUGCUGGUGCUCCAGGGGCUCCUGGCUCUCCUGGCCCAGUUGGUGCUCUUGGUGCUCCUGGAAAAAGAGGAGACCCAGGUUCAAGAGGACCCCUUGGGCCCCCGGGUUCAGCAGGAAAGCGGGGAUUAAUAGGACCCCAAGGACCAAGAGGGGAUAAAGGUGACCUUGGAGAACAUGGGGAGCGAGGACAGAAAGGUCACAGGGGCUUCACUGGAUUACAAGGUUUACCUGGCUCACCUGGAACACCUGGUGAGCAAGGUGCUCCAGGAAUUUUUGGACCUCAAGGGCAAAGAGGGCCUCCUGGACCAGUUGGACCUCCAGGAAGAGAAGGGUACAUUGGAACCCCAGGGCCAAUGGGACCACCGGGAUCACGUGGAUUUGUUGGUGACAUUGGACCAGAAGGACCACCUGGAGAUCCUGGUCCCCCAGGGCCUCCUGGGUCCCCAGGUCCUCCGACAGCUGCAAUGGAAGAUAUAUUUGGAGAACAAACUGACUAUGAUGACAGCCCCCCACCUCCACCGGAAUUUAGUGAAGAUGAAGCUCUUCCAAACAGCAACACAUCAGCUUCCUUCCCAGCCGACCCUGGAGUCCAGGCUACUCUGAAGGCCCUCAGCAGCCAAAUAGAGAGCAUGCGUAGUCCCGAUGGCAGCAAAAAUCACCCUGCCCGGACCUGUGAAGACUUAAAACAGUGCUACCCAUUAAAGAAGAGCGGGGAAUAUUGGAUUGACCCCAACCAAGGGAGUGCAGAGGAUGCCAUCAAAGUGUUCUGUAACAUGGACACUGGUGAGACCUGCAUCUCAGCAAACCCAACCAGCAUACCACGCAAAACAUGGUGGAGCUCCUCCAGUCCUGUUGGCAAUAAGCCUAUUUGGUUUGGAUUGAAUAUGAAUGGUGGCACACAGUUUACCUAUGGAAACAAAGAACAAGCACCGAACUCCGUCACUGUCCAAAUGACAUUUGUUCGCCUGCUGUCAAAAGAGGCAUCUCAGACAAUCACUUUCCACUGCAAGAACAGUGUGGCAUACAAGGAUGAGAAUGCUGGAAAUUUGAAGAAAGCCAUCAUCCUCAAGGCGGCCAACGACCUUGAGCUCAAAGCAGAGGGAAACAGUCGGUUCCGAUACACCGUCACGGAGGAUGGCUGCUCGCAAGCCACUGGCACCUGGGGGAAGACUGUGUUUGAGUACAGGACACAGAAAACGGCAAGGCUUCCCAUUGUGGACAUAGCCCCAAUGGACAUUGGCCAGGCGGAUCAGGAGUUUGGAAUGGACAUUGGACCUGUGUGUUUUGUGUGAGAAAUGUAAAAUAAUGGCGACAAAAAUAGAACAUGCACAUAGUGUGUAGUGAAACCCAAGACUUCUGAACUGACUGCUAAGACAUUCAGCUCUGUACAUACAAUAGGCAGGGGAAACUCUUCCCUGUUGUCUCCCCUCCACCUGACCCAACACAUCUUCUUUCCCCUUCAUGGAAACAUAUUUAUGGUUUAUUUCCAACAUUUUUCAAACAAACUGGCUGCAAGACGGUUUGUUGUGGUGCAGUUUAAGACAAAGUGGUUAAAGGGAAGUAAAGUAUGUGAAGAAACUGCUUCAUGAAUUUGUUCAAAAAUGGUGUUUGCUCCUGCGUUCAGGGAAAAAUUCUGAAUACAAUAUCAGUUAUCAGUUUUUUAUAAUAAAUUCUGUAUUUCAGCAGGUGGUGUUACAUGUGUGAAAGUUUUAUUUUAGGGAUGAGAAAGUCAAAAGCACCCAUAUACCAUAGUUUGAAGGAAAUACUGUAGAUGUCACCACGACAAUGGAAAUCUGAAAAUUAACCAUUCUACUCAUAUCUUAGUAAAUGCUAUGCCACACGAAUAGAAAAAUAUGGAAUAGUGCAUGCUUAUUAAACUUCACAAUAUACAGGUCUUUCUAGUUCAGCGCCAUUAUCUACGUUUGUUGAAAAUUUCAAAGUUACAAAUAGUGUUUUUGUGCAAUACAGUAACUAUGGUGCUUUAUGUGAUGGUGCUACACAGAGAAUAAACCAUUUCACUCAAUAUAGACCACUUUAUAGAAGAUAUAUCAACAGUUUUCUUCAUCAUCUUUUUUUUUUCUUGAUGUUGUGGGACUAGAGAUUUAAGUUUUAUUACUACUUUUGAUCCCAGAAGAUAAGCCCAAAAAACUAUUAUCAUUUUCACAUGUGCAGUAUGAACAUACAAAUUCUUUUUUUUUAAUCAGAAUUUAUACAGAACAGUAUUAUGUGAUGGUUCUAAAAAUGCUUUGACACUAAACUGAUUAAACUGCUCAUCUGAAGCAUUUUUAUGGAAACCUCUGUGACAUAUUUGUGUUUGCUUACUUUCUUACUAUUUCCAUGGUUUGCUUUGUGAACAAGAUUUUGCCCCUUCAAGUAUUUUGUUACUUUUUUAAGCUUUUUACUGCAUUGUUUUUUAUCCAGCAGAAAACCAUAGCCACGCACAACUGUGUGUAUUGCAUAUCACAACAAAUUCAACUUAUGUUUUUAUUUCUUUUAUUUGUAUUUCUUUUUUCCCCUUUUUAAUGUUAAGAUGUGCGAAUCAUGAGAAGUCUUCCAUUACAUAAGAUGUAUUUU